AUGACGCUCGGGUCCCUGGAACGUCAGUGGAUGCCCGGUCACAGACGAACUGUUCAGUCACAGACGAGCUGUUCGACGCCGGUCCAGAGACUGGAGGCAGAAUAUGCUCGGAUAAUGCGAGUCUCUGCCGAAGAACUGGAUCUAAAGCCCGCUGUGUAUCUCAGGGAAGGAAGUGAUUUGAUGGCGCAGUUAAGAGACCAACUUAUUAUGCUCCCAGAAAUUGAGGUACUGACCCCAGAAUGCAACAUCGACGAAGCUAAUGUCGGAGUUCCAACUCCAGAGAUGGAAGCCAAGAUGAGAGGGAUCCUGAGACGCCGUCGCAGCAUCUUCCUGGGAGAUGGCAACGCAGCUCCAGCCCCGGCUAGGGGUGUAGUGUGUGAUAUCGACAUUGGUGAAGCAAAACCACUAUCCCGCUACCCUCUACCCUUGAUCGAUGACCUGCUGGUAGACUUCAAGUCUGCAAUGCGGUUUAUGAGUCUCGACAUAGCGAGUGGAUUCUGGGCGGUGCGAAUGACUGAGCGGGCGAAGCUGAUCUCUGCAUUUGUCUGUCCGUUCGGCCAUUUUCAAUGGCCCAGAGUGCCAUUUGGAUUGAAGAUUGCACCGUUAAUUUAUCAGAGCAUCAUCAACAACUGUCUGUGGGGAUUUGUCCGUCUACCUCCUGAAGAAGAAGCGUUGGUUGGCCAAGAAGUUCUGGUGUUUUUGAAUCUUGAGCCGCAAGAGGUCGCCUGA
Molecule: messenger RNA, 729 nt
Organism: Phytophthora megakarya
Lineage: Eukaryota; Oomycota; Peronosporomycetes; Peronosporales; Peronosporaceae
Source: the annotation of a GenBank genome assembly